Panicum virgatum (switchgrass) is the source of this 1233-nucleotide messenger RNA. Its product is annotated as RNA-binding protein pno1-like. NCBI's taxonomy places the organism in Eukaryota, Viridiplantae, Streptophyta, Magnoliopsida, Poales, Poaceae. Gene Ontology annotation, molecular function: RNA binding. The transcript is spliced from 3 exons. Bases 175 to 858 code for a protein of 227 amino acids. The record is from RefSeq and is a predicted model, not a curated record. Gene Ontology annotation, cellular component: nucleolus.
CCGGCGCCCCUUCCCCAGUCUCAUCGGCGUGAAGACCCAUCGAGGCUUGGGCUGGUUCCUUGCUUAGCCCGUGGGUUAUAAUUCUCUCCUCUUCAGGUUCUUCCUCUCCGACACCCAAACCCUAGCCCCCUCCAGACCUCGGCUCCUUCCCACCUCCGCCGCCACAGCGAAAGGAUGGAGGUCGAGAGGGCCGAGACCGCCGCCGCGGCAGGGGGUUCCUCCGCUGAGAUGGCGGUGGACAACGCCGCGGGGCCGGCCGCCGUGGAGAAGCCGCGGUUCGAUGCUCUGAUGCCUAGCGAGAUGAGCGGUGGGAGGCCCCAGUUCCGGAAGGUGCCCGUGCCGCAGCACCGCUUCGCGCCGCUCAAGCGCUGCUGGAUGGAGAUCUACACACCAGUCUAUGAGCACAUGAAGGUCGACAUCCGCAUGAACAUCAAGGCAAGAAGGGUGGAACUCAAAACAAGAAAAGACACACCAGAUGUGAGCAACCUUCAGAAAUGUGCGGACUUUGUGCAUGCUUUUAUGCUUGGAUUUGACAUUGCCGAUGCUGUCGCCCUGCUGCGUCUUGAUGAUCUUUAUGUGGAUUCCUUUGAGAUCAAGGAUGUGAAAACCCUUCGAGGGGAGCACCUGUCACGUGCUAUUGGCCGCCUAUCAGGGAAAGGGGGCAAGACCAAGUAUGCCAUUGAGAACUCUACCAGGACCCGAAUCGUUAUUGCUGAUACAAAGAUCCAUAUACUGGGAUCCUUUGUUAACAUCAAGGUUGCUCGGGAUUCACUUUGCAGCCUCAUCUUGGGUUCUCCUGCUGGCAAAGUGUAUUCUAAGCUUAGGGCUGUAUCUGCUAGGUUGGCGGAAAGGUAUUGAGUUUAAUGGGUAUUGCCGCAACAUGUAUGGUUGCAGUUUUGAUCACAUAAUAUGUUGUCAUAGCUAGUUCGUGUGUGCUGGGGGCUGGGGCUAUUUAUUUGUAUCCUUCUGGAGAGCAAACUGUAUUACGUCAAGAGAUUUGAUAUGCCUUGUGUACUGUUGCACCUGUCCAUCAGCUUAUAUUGCUGAAACACGAGCUGUUACUGCACGGGGAUUAGGAACUGCAUGGCAUGGUAGUCUUGUUACUGUGUAGAUGUGCCAUUUGUCAAGUUGCGCUACCUUUUGUACUGGUGUAAAUGCUGCAUCGACUUCCUUGCUGGGUGCCUGUCUGAACAUGGUUAUUUUUCUUUAUUAUAGAGUUUACAUUUGCUGGUU